AUGAGUAACUGGGCCACACCCAUUGUACCUGUGAUGAAAAAAGAUGGAUCCAUCAAGAUCUGUGGGGAUUUCAAAGUGACGCUUAAUCCUGUGUUGGAAGUGGAGCAAUACCCACUGCCCCACAUUGAUGACUUGUUCGCUGAGCUAGCUAGCGGACAAAAAUUCAGUAAAAUUGACCUUAGCCAAGCAUAUCUCCAAAUGCAUGUGGACGAAAGCUCAAGGGAACUGCUCACCAUUGUCACACACAAGGGUCUAUAUCGUUACUGUCUGCCAUACAGAAUCACGUCUGCCCCAUCUCUUUUCCAAAGAGCGAUGGAUCAAAUUUUCAAUGGUCUCCUGGGAGUCCAGUGCUACUUGGACAACAUACUGAUCACUGGGAAGAGAGAGGAGGAGCCCUUGAGAAAUCUAGAUGCUACCUUGCAGCAGCUUAAAGAGUAUGGACUCAGAGUUUGUAAAUCCAAGUGCGAGUUUUUCCAGCCAUCAGUCGAAUACUUGGGGCAUGUGAUUGACUCUAAAGGCUUACACAAGGCCCCAUCCAAGGUCAAGGCAAUAAUGGAGGCGCCAGCGCCCCAGAACAGAGUCAUCAUUCCACCAUCACUGAGGAAAAGAGUGUUGCCACAGCUGCAUUCAGGCCAUUGUGGAAUUGUUUGCAUGAAGGAACUCGCCAGAAGCUACGUCUGGUGGCCAGGACUCGAUGGACAAAUUGAGGAAACAGCAAAGUCAUGCACAUCAUGUCAGAAGGUCCGCAACGUGCCACGACUGGCCCCACUCCACCCGUGGGAUUGGCUGGAAGAAGCAUGGCAAUGGGUUCAUGUUGAUUUUGCUGGUCCAUUUGAAGAGAAAAUGUUCCUGGUAGCCAUCGGCACAAAGUGGCCAGAAGUGUCUAUAAUGAGAUCUACUACUACAGAGAAAACAAUUGACAGGCUUGGUGAGAUAUUCAGUCGAUUUGGCUUUCCUGAACAGCUUGUAAGUGAUAGUCCUCAGUUCAUUUCUCAAGAAUUUGAGAAGUUCCUCGAAGUGAAUGGAGUACAACAUAUCCAAUCUGCUCCUUAUCAUCCUUCUACUAAUGGAUUAGCAGAAAGAUUUGUGCAAGUCAAGCAUUCCCUGAAAGCUUCACAGGGACAGGGUUCACUUCAUCAGAGGUUGAACAGUUUUCUACUGUCUUACAGAAAUGUGCCACAUUCAACUACUCAAGUCUCGCCUGCAACACUUCUCAUGAAAAGCCACCAGCCCAGGUUGCUACCUUUCCAAGGCCGGCUACUGCAACAGUUGAUUCAACACUGCCCACUACUCGUGUCAACUUCAGUUCCGGGAAACAUUCCUGCGUCAGGUGAUGGGGACGCUCUUCGUUAUCCUGUGAGGGACUGA
Molecule: messenger RNA, 1368 nt
Organism: Colossoma macropomum (tambaqui)
Lineage: Eukaryota; Metazoa; Chordata; Actinopteri; Characiformes; Serrasalmidae
Biological process (GO): DNA integration
Molecular function (GO): nucleic acid binding
Source: RefSeq, a predicted model, not a curated record